CACGCGCAGGCAGCUGCCAGGCGCAGGGACAGCAGGAGCAAAGCAGGGCGGCGUGCCUUCGGAGGCGCCUGGGGAAAGCCCCCGCUGCUGCCGCUGCCGCUCCUCCUCCUAGCAUGUCUAAGCAUCCUUCCUCGUACGGAAAGAACGGGCUGGCGGACCCCAUCUUCCAGGGGAGCAGAGGCACGGCGACCCGCAGAAGCCGCUUAAAACGGUCCGAUGGUAGCACAACUUCCACCAGUUUCAUCCUCCGGCAGGGAUCAGCAGAUUCGUACACAAGCAGACCAUCAGAUUCUGAUGUAUCUCUGGAAGAGGACAGGGAAGCAAUCCGCCAGGAAAGAGAGCAGCAGGCAGCUAUUCAACUUGAAAGAGCAAAGUCAAAACCUGUAGCGUUUGCUGUUAAGACUAAUGUGAGCUAUUGUGGAGCCCUGGAUGAAGAUGUUCCUGUACCAAGCACUGCCAUCUCUUUUGAUGCUAAGGAUUUUCUACACAUUAAAGAGAAAUAUAACAAUGACUGGUGGAUAGGAAGAUUAGUUAAAGAAGGCUGCGAGAUUGGCUUCAUUCCAAGCCCACUUCGGCUGGAGAACAUCAGGAUCCAGCAAGAGCAGAAGAGAGGGCGUUUUCACGGAGGGAAAUCAAGUGGGAAUUCUUCUUCAAGCCUUGGAGAAAUGGUGUCUGGCACUUUUAGAGCUACACCCACUUCCACUGCAAAACAGAAACAGAAAGUGACAGAACAUGUCCCUCCCUAUGAUGUAGUACCAUCCAUGAGGCCUGUGGUGCUAGUUGGCCCCUCACUAAAAGGCUAUGAGGUGACAGACAUGAUGCAGAAAGCCCUGUUUGACUUCCUGAAGCACAGGUUUGAUGGGAGGAUAUCAAUAACUAGAGUGACAGCUGACAUUUCUCUUGCUAAGAGGUCUGUUCUAAAUAAUCCAAGCAAGAGGGCAAUAAUUGAGCGGUCAAACACCAGGUCCAGUUUAGCGGAAGUGCAGAGUGAGAUCGAACGAAUUUUUGAAUUGGCACGAUCCUUACAACUGGUUGUUCUAGAUGCAGAUACAAUCAAUCAUCCAGCACAACUUAUUAAGACAUCCUUAGCUCCGAUUAUUGUACAUGUUAAAGUGUCAUCUCCAAAGGUCUUGCAGCGACUGAUAAAAUCAAGAGGAAAGUCACAAAGCAAACACUUAAAUGUCCAGUUGGUUGCAGCAGAUAAACUUGCACAAUGUCCACCAGAAAUGUUUGAUGUCAUUUUGGAUGAAAAUCAGCUUGAAGAUGCUUGUGAACACUUGGCAGAAUAUCUUGAGGCCUACUGGCGUGCCACACACACUACUAGUAGCACACCCAUGACACCUUUGCUUGGAAGAAACCUAGGCUCCACUGCACUAUCCCCUUAUCCUACUGCAAUCUCUGGAUUACAGAGCCAACGAAUGAGGCAUAGCAAUCAUUCUACUGAGAACUCUCCAAUAGAACGACAAAGCCUAAUGACCUCUGAUGAAAACUACCACAAUGAAAGGGCUCGGAAGAGCAGGAACCGCUUGUCUUCCAGUUCCCAACACAGCCGAGAUCAUUACCCACUUGUGGAAGAAGAGUACUCCGACUCAUACCAGGACUCCUACAAACCCCACAGAAACAAAGGGUCCCCUGGAGGAUAUAGCCAUGAUUCCCGACAUAGGCUUUGAAUACAAGAACCUGGGGGGAAAAUUGUACUCAUCAGUUGCCAAUUUGUCAUAACAUAGCUAGGCCAAACUAAUCAACUUGAUUUGGCAGGUGUGGCAUGGUUUUACUGUGCUUACAGGCUGCUGCCAUUUAAUGCUAUAUAAAAGGGGCAAAACAUAUAGAUCAUACCUUUUAUGUUUAGGAAGAAAUCAGUUUGCUCAAUCAGUUAGGUGUGUUUUCGUUCCAGUAUAGAGAUUAAUUUCAAACAGUAUCUAUUUUCCUCAUUAGAUAUUAUUAGAUACAUCAAUUUGUAACUUAGGAUACCUGUUGAGACGCAUAUAAAAUAAUUUCCUGCACUGGAAAUUCCAAAUGACCAGUUCCAGUUGGAACCAAUUUAUAAACCAAUUCCUGUUGGAAUUUGGGUGAAAUUGACUGGAAAGUCAAGCUGAGCAUGUUGCAGUCAGUUUUAAAAAAAUUAAAAUGAAUAAGAAAAUGACAAAACCAUUGUAAGCAAAAAAUAAAAUAAAAGCUGUAGAACUUGUUUAUCAGAAUGUGAUUUUAGAUAGAUAGACAGACAGACAGACAGACAGACAGACAGACAGACAGACAGACAGACAGAUAGAUAGAUAGAUAGAUAGAUAGAUAGGGAUAACAAACAAUUUUAUUGUAUUUAUUUCAGACUAACCAAAAUGUAAGCAGUCAAUAG
Rhineura floridana is the source of this 2353-nucleotide messenger RNA. It is a transcript of the gene CACNB4, whose product is annotated as calcium voltage-gated channel auxiliary subunit beta 4. The record is from RefSeq and is a predicted model, not a curated record. Bases 114 to 1670 code for a protein of 518 amino acids. Lineage: Eukaryota; Metazoa; Chordata; Lepidosauria; Squamata; Rhineuridae. The transcript has 14 exons. Gene Ontology annotation, molecular function: protein binding; high voltage-gated calcium channel activity. Gene Ontology annotation, biological process: calcium ion transmembrane transport; chemical synaptic transmission; neuromuscular junction development. Gene Ontology annotation, cellular component: voltage-gated calcium channel complex.